This is a messenger RNA of Sorex araneus (European shrew), 3899 nucleotides long. RefSeq names its product putative tetratricopeptide repeat protein 41. The transcript is spliced from 15 exons. The record is from RefSeq and is a predicted model, not a curated record. Gene Ontology annotation, cellular component: Cul4-RING E3 ubiquitin ligase complex. Lineage: Eukaryota; Metazoa; Chordata; Mammalia; Eulipotyphla; Soricidae. Gene Ontology annotation, molecular function: protein binding. Bases 104 to 3802 code for a protein of 1232 amino acids.
GAUCCAAGUGCCCAGAGAGGGAGCCACUGCGGCCGUGCCCGCGGGCAAGCCACUGUGUGCUCAGUGGCAUGACAUCCUGGUGCCAGUGCCCGAGCCAGCGGCCAUGAGCCAGCUGACAGUCGGGGCUCCCGGCGAGGAGGCCCGCUCCCUCCUGCAGGCCCAGAAGCCCAUCCGGCCGUACAUCUGCUCGGCUCCCAAAGAGUUCCAGGAGGAGAGAGACUUCCUGGCCGGCCACAUCUUCCCGCAGCUCAACGAGUGCUGCCAUGCCCGGGGCACCUAUUUCAAAGCUGUGGACCUGCGGUGGGCCGAGCUGGCGGCCCCCGAGCCCCAGAGCCCCGGCCGCUUCCGACAGCACUGGUGUCUCAGCUCCCAGCACCUCAAGCUCUGCCUGGACUAUGUGAACCACUGCUUCCCCUUCUUCAUCGCCUUGCUGGGCCACACCUACGGGGACUUCCAGGACGACUACUCGCCCUUCAUGUUCUCCAAGGCCACCGACUUGUCGGGCCUGUCCGUCAUCGAACGAAACCUCUACGUGGCUGGCCAGAACGGCUACCCCUGGGUCCUGGACAGCCCCGACUGCAGCCUGGUGGAGUACGAGAUCAUGCAGGCCGCGUUUCUCAGGCAGUCGGAGUUUCAGUACUUCUACUUCCGGGCCGGGAGCGCCUGGCUGGGGCCCUCAAAGCAGGAGGAGGAGAAGGAGGAGGCAGUGAUGUCAGCGGCCCUGAUGAUGGAAGAAGAGGAGAAAAUAAGGAUCGGGAAGCUCAAGAGCAAGAUCAUCAACAGGGGCCUUCCCGUCAGAUACUACAAAAAUCUCUCUGAGUUGGGCGAGCUGGUCCUGGCGGACUGGUUGGUCGUGAUAGAAAAACUCUACCCGGCCUCUCUGCGGAAUGAAAAUAUAGAUUACAAGCAUGACCUUGAACGCUUCUAUCACCAAGAAUUUAUUGAGAAGUGCAAGCAAGUGUUUGUGGUGUCCAAGGAGUCGAGCCGGACGUUUGAUAUUUUGGAAAAAUUUGCCUUAAGCAGCACGGGACUUGAUGAUCAGAGUCCCACAGAGGAUGCCAGCUUAGAGUCGCUCCUCAGAAUAAGUACCUUCCCAACCUACAAGUCCAUCUUGCUCCUGUCCGGGGAACGAGGCUGCGGCAAGUCCACCCUGAUUGCCAGCUGGGUGAAUGAUUUCAGGAGCAAGUACCCGGACAUGUUGCUUGUGCCCCAUUUCGUGGGCAGCACCUGUGACAGCAGCGACCUCAUGUCUGUCAUACAUUACUUCGUCACAGAACUGCAGUACGAGAACUACGGUACGCUGCUGAAGACCGACAUCUUUGACGAAGACGAAAGUGUCUUGCUCUUCUCACGUCUCAUCGAGGCGUUCGUCGCUUCCAUCAGCUCAAAGCCGUGCGUGCUUGUUCUCGACGGAGUGGAAGAGCUGAUUGGCACCCACGGGAUUUCAGGACAGAAGGCCAAGGACUUCUCGUGGCUGCCGCACCCGCUGUCCCCGGGCUGCCGGCUGGUGCUGAGCAGCGUGUCCUCCAGCCUGUCCUGCAAGGCCCUGUGCGCGCGGCCCGACGUGCGCGUGCUGGAGCUGGGGAACCCCUGGCACGAGGACGCCCGCGCCGGCAUCUUCCGGCAGCACUUCAUCGCGCCCAACGACAACUACCCCUUCUGCCGCUACCGGCACAUCCUCAAGAGGAGGCCCCACCUCAGCGCGCUGAAGCUGGCCGUGCUCAGCACCGAGCUCAACGAGUGCCGCGUGUACCGGGACGAGCUGCAGUGCCUGAAGGAGUUCCUGGACGCGGGCUCCACGCAGGAGCUCUGGGCGCUGGUGCUCAAGCGCUGGGCGCAGGACUACAGCUGGGCCGUGCCGCCCGCCGCCGAGAGGGCGGGCGCGGGGCCUGCGGGAGAAGGGCUGGACGGCUGGGUGGCCAGCGCCCUGAGCCUGCUGAGCCUCUCGCACUGCGGGCUGACGGAGGAGGAGAUCUUCCAGCUGCUGGACAUGCUGGGCUACCGCGGCGAGCACCGGGUGAGCACCCUGCACUGGGCCGCCUUCCGCAACGCCACGCGCCAGUGGGUGCGCGAGAAGCCCAGCGGCGUCCUGUACUUCCAGCACCAGUCCCUGCGCGCCGCCGUGGAGCACAGGCUCCUGGGUGCCCUGGCACCGGUCCGAGAGAACAGCCUGGUGGGCUCCGCCAACCCCCCUGGAAAGAUCCUGGGCCUCUACGAGACCUUGAUCAGCUUCUUCCGGCGGCACACGGCCUUCUGGAGGGUCUUCCAGGAGCUGCCCUGGUACCUGAAGGAGAGCCAGGCCUGGCAGGACCUUUGCACCUUCCUCUCAAGCCCCAGCGUCGUGGACCUGGUGUCCAAGCUCCCGAGCCCAAGCUUCUGGAUGGGGCUGCACCUCGUCCACUACUGGGACGUGCUCUCGAAAGUCAGCUAUGACGCCACCCAGGCCUACCUGUCCACGGUGACCAGGAUCAACGCGGGCCAGUGCCGCAAGGGGAAGCGGAGACCGGGACUCUCAGCGCUGGAAUGCAGGACUUUUGAGGUUACCGUCGUGGACAAAUGCCGAUUAUUGUUCUUCAUUGGUAAAUUUUUGAAGUUUCUGGGCAAGACCAGUGAAGCGGAAGACCUGUUCUUGAAUGUCGAGAACAUAUUAUUAGAGCAGAGUCAGCCGGUGACAGAAAUGCUUCUUGACGUGCAGAACACCCUCGGCGAGCUCUAUCUGGACAUGGGGAUGGCCCAGGAAGGCUCCCAGUACUUCGGGAAAGUGUCAUCCAACCUGACGGGACUGUCGCUCAGUGACUUCCAAGGGAAGAAGGAGCUAGUGAAGCAGAACGUCAGAGCACUGAGCAACCUGGUGAAGUCGGCGUCUAAGGAGUACUUGCGGGAGAACCACGUUCUGGAAAGUGCCGUUAGGAUUUCCUACCUGAUGGACAGACACCCGUGCAACGAGGCAACCAUGAAGCACACCGAAGGGGUCCUGAUGUUUCUGGCCGGAAACACGUGUCUUGCCAAAGCGAAGCUGUACGAGUGCUUGUACAUCAGGAAGAGGCUGUUUGGCGGGAAGAGCAUCCUGGUGGGAGAAACGAUGGAGUUUCUGGCAGAUCUGCUGUCGUUCCCCCCAAGAGAUUGUGAGAAGGUGUCCAGGAAGCAGGCCAUCGAAUUUUACAAAGAAGUGAUCAGAAUCCGGGAGAGCUCAGGCGCCCGCGUCAGCUCCCCGCUCGUCAGGAAGCAGCGGAGCCUCAGCCUGAGCGACACCCUGUGUAAACUAGCAAGUCAGUUGUUGCUGAGCGACUCUUCAGGGUCUGUCCUCACGGAGGCCAUGGGCCACUUGUACCGGUCACUUGAUUUGAGGACCACCCACCUGGGCUCUGCACAUCCCUCAGUCCCUGGAAUCCUGCACCUUCUGCAGGAAAUUGAAUCGCUGCAGAGCCAGAAAGGCUGGGCUCCAGCGGCCAACGGGAAAUACUGGGAGAGCGGUCGGAAAGGCAACACGGUCAGGGAGCUCCUGCUCCGGCUCAACUGCCACGCGGCCCGCAGCGGCGCCGGCCUCGGCUAUGCCGGGGACACACGUGCUGGGAUCUCCACUCGUUGCACUAAAGUGCUGGACUUGACCGCUUACCUGGCUUCAGAGACAUCGGAAGGUGCUCCCGGAAAGGGGAAAACGGACUGGAGAUCCCGUACCGCCGAAGAGAAGACCCAGCAAGAGAUGCAGGAGCGCGGUGCACUAUGGGAGGAGCCCGAGCAGGAGGCAGCAAAGAAAACUGACUCCUCUAAGACUUUACCUGUGAGGGAAACAGGUGGCUAAGUCCAGCUUGCCCUGCAGAGGGUUUUGUCAUCUGGAACUUAGGGAAAAUGCAAGUUUCUGAGACCUGCCCUCUGUCCACUGCUGCUACUACACUUAA